AAACACAAUUUUUGCCUCAUUGAGCGAGGUCUCUGGGGAGAAUCGCAGUUUCUUGUAAUGAGCCGUGCAACAGAUUCUAACAACGACAUCAUUUCGCAUCUUGAGUUCAGUUGGAAUUCACGCUUCAUGGGAUGAACAAAAUGGUCUUCCCAAAGAAUUUCGAUCUUGGUCUUGUGCUUUUGAUCCUGGUUUGUACACAUACCGCUUUGGGUCAAAGCCCGGAAAACCCUUGGAAUCAACCCACGGAUGAAUGGCCAGCAACUGAGGCUCCAGUUAGUCCCUAUAUCUUAUAUGGACCGCAUGGAUAUCGAACCUUUGCCCAUUCUAGAUGUCAAGAGGUUCCAACAGCAGAUGUGUCACUCUCCGAGUUGAACGGAAAUUGGUCCUUGGUGGAGUACAUAGCUUCAUUCGAUGGAAAGCCCAUACCUCCCCACAAUCCGUACCUUUGUCCUGAAUCACGGAUGGUUUGGUCUCCUAAUGCCAAUAUGGAUGGCAUGAAUGUGUCUCAAGUGUCCAUUGAAUGGCCUCGGAUCUAUCAAGAUGUUGUCCAAUGGACCCAGCACCACAACAAGAGUGGUGUGUUCUUCCACGAGGAGAACGUAUUUUCAUUGUGGACCAUGAAAAUCAUGGAGGUGGUGCCGGAUAGCCACAUGCUGGUGUUCUUUUGCAUUGAUUACACGAUUUGGCCGGGUUGGAACCACCGAGGGUUUUACAUCUUGAAACGGGACCCGCUCAGUAAUCAACGAGUUCGCCGGAGAUUGAGCAAAGCGGCCCAUCGAAGAAUGAGAAUUCAAUACCAUCG
Molecule: messenger RNA, 802 nt
Organism: Tigriopus californicus
Lineage: Eukaryota; Metazoa; Arthropoda; Copepoda; Harpacticoida; Harpacticidae
Source: RefSeq, a predicted model, not a curated record